Saccostrea echinata is the source of this 2484-nucleotide messenger RNA. RefSeq lists its product as uncharacterized. The transcript is spliced from 4 exons. The record is from RefSeq and is a predicted model, not a curated record. Lineage: Eukaryota; Metazoa; Mollusca; Bivalvia; Ostreida; Ostreidae. Bases 1 to 2400 code for a protein of 799 amino acids.
AUGGCUAAAGAAUUUAAGUCACUUGCAUUGUUAUCAUCUUCAAUUCCAGAAGCUUUAUCAGAACAAAGUACUUCAACACUUGAACACGUUCCACCCACAUCAUCACCGGAACCAGGAGGUAUAUCAUCACCAGAAACUGAACCAAAAUUCGUAUCAUCACAAGAAACUAAACCAGAAGGUACAUCUUUAACAGAAACAGAACCAGAGGCCACAUCAUUACCAGAAACUGAACAAGAAACCACAUCAUCACCAGAAACUGAGCCAGAGGCCACAUCAUCACCAGAAACUGAACCAGAGGCCACAUCAUCACCAGAAACUGAACCAGAGGCCACAUCAUCACCAGAAACUGAACCAGAGGCCACAUCAUUACUAGAAAAUGAACCAGAGGUCACAUCAUCACCAGAAAAUGAACCAGAGGCCACAUCAUUACCAGAAAUUGAUCCAGAGGCCACACCAUUACCAGAAACUGAACCAGAAACCACAUCAUCACCAGAAAAUGAACCAGAGGCCACAUCAUUACCAGAAAUUGAUCCAGAGGCCACACCAUUACCAGAAACUGAACCAGAAACCACAUCAUCACCAGAAACUGAACCAGAGGCCACAUCAUCACCAGAAACUGAACCAGAGGCCACAUCAUCACCAGAAACUGAACCAGAGGUCACAUCAUCACCAGAAACUGAACCAGAGGCCACACCAUUACCAGAAACUGAACCAGAAACCACAUCAUCACCAGAAACUGAACCAGAGGCCACAUCAUCACCAGAAACUGAACCAGAGGCCACAUCAUCACCAGAAACUGAACCAGAGGUCACAUCAUCACCAGAAACUGAACCAGAGGCCACAUCAUCACCAGAAACUGAACCAGAGGCCACAUCAUUACCAGAAACUGAACCAGAGGCAACAAUAUCACUAGAAACUGAACCAGAGGUCACAUCAUCACCAGAAACUGAACCAGAGGCCACAUCAUCACCAGAAGCAGAACUGGAGGCCACUUUAUCACCAGAAACAGAACCAGAGGCCACAUCAUUUCCGGAAACAGAACCAGAGGUCUCAGUAUCAUCAGAAACAGAACCAGAGACCUCAUCAUUGCCAGAACCCGAAGCUGAGGCUGAGUUGAAAGUGAAUGAAAUUUUUCCAGAAUCCCCAAGUAUUGUUGAAUCAGAAACUGAACCUGAAGUUCGUCCGUCCGCAGUAGAAAUCGUGAUUCCUCCAUUCGCUUUGAUUCUUGUUAUUGGUUUUGCUGGAUUAACCCUUCUUCUUAAUUCUCAUUGUAAUAGCUUCAUGUUACUUCUAAAGAGGUCGAUAUUGAAAAAGGAGGAGAAGACGAGUUCCACUGUGAAGUUAUACGACAUAGACUAUGAAGAUGACCAUGAUUACUUGGAGGAGGACAAUUUUUACAGUGAUUUUGAUAAAGAGGUUAUUGAAAGCCUCAGUACAUCCCAUAACAGACCUCUGGAUCUAUUUAUCAUAGCUCUACCAGCUAUACUGUCCCUGGCUCUUUGUCCCAUAACAUUAUACUUAUAUUACCCUUUAGUCAACUUUUUAUGGCCACCUGAGGAGUUCGCUACUGCCCCAGAUAUUAAUGACGCUGUAGCAUGCUUUCUUGCACCAGCUGGUUUGGUUUAUGCAACAUCUUUUGGAUUUGCCUUUCAACAAGCUUUGUCAAAGCAGCAUCAUAUUCUUGAAAAAGUAACAAGCGAAAUCAGUAUGGUUGACCAGAUUGCUACUUUCUCUACUAAAAUGACUCUUUCUCGUCCAUCUGUUCGGCGCCAUAUAUACCGAGCAGUUAAGGCAGAAGCGAUAUUUAUGAUUUUGCAAUUGCUCAAUCGUGAACCUUCGUCUUACAAGAACAAACCAACUGAAGACAUUAAAGUUAAGAUCUGGAGCAUAGUGGACCUCCUGCGGCAGGUGGACACGAGUCCAAAAUGUCACGUGGACCGGAUUCUGUGUGAAAAGAUACUGUCACAUAUUAUGAAGCUAAACAGCAUUUGUUCAGACAGAAUCGGUGUCCUUCACUCAAAGAUCCAUCCAGUUAAAUGGGCGUUCCUUGAGUCCUUGGGCUUCUUUUCUUUCAUUGGAAUUUUAUUGUUGCGGGCUUACUCUUAUCGAAUGGAACUGGUAAUGUGCAUUAUCACAGUCUUCUCCAUCAGCAUGCUGUGUUACGUCGUCUCAGACCUGGACUCCCCUUUCAGUGGAUUCUUCCGGGUAGAUCUCUCUGUCCUCUCGCAUGUUCUCCAGAAGCUCGAGAACAUGUACAGCGAAUCCCUGAUAGAAGAAGCAAAGCAAACAGUGUCUAGUAGAAGUGUAAUAACCGUGAAACCUUCAGAUAAAAUGGUGGUGAAGAACAUGGAUUAUUCUGUCCAAAGAAAUGGUUGGUGCAAGGAGGAAAGUUGUGUGUGAUUGUAAUUACAUGACUAUUGGACUGUUGCUCUUUGAUGCUUAAGUAAAGAAACAAAUUGCAUUUUGACAGGAUCUUUAUGUGAA